Molecule: messenger RNA, 1038 nt
Organism: Cyphellophora europaea CBS 101466
Lineage: Eukaryota; Fungi; Ascomycota; Eurotiomycetes; Chaetothyriales; Cyphellophoraceae
Exons: 1
Coding region: 1-1038 (345 amino acids)
Cellular component (GO): mitochondrial large ribosomal subunit
Molecular function (GO): structural constituent of ribosome
Source: RefSeq, a predicted model, not a curated record
AUGGCAACGGAAGCUGUUGCGCACAGGCUCGCUGCUGUCAAAGCAUCGCCCUCGACAGCGCAGUACAAGCAAAUCAAGAGACCAGGAUUCUACACCCCAAAAUUCGCGUUGUCAAGAGAUAGCUGGCACAAGACUCUGGCACAACCAUGGCUCAAGCACACAGAUCCGCUGAUGCCUCCAUACCCGUAUGGCGCGAAUGUCAAUUACCCAGAAGCAAACUACGGUCUAUAUGGUGGUGCCACGAUCCAGUCAGGAAACAAGAUUUCUCAAGGCCGCAACAAGGGCAAAACGUUGCGAAAGUGGUUCCCCAAUGUCCGGCUCGAGAAGAUCAGGAGUGAGGCUCUGAACCAGGAGCUGACGAUACCGAUUCGAGCUCGAGUGAUGCGCACCAUCCGAAAGGCUGGCGGCCUCGACCAGUACGUCCUGGGCGACAAGCCUAGCCGGAUAAAGGAGCUCGGGCUUUUGGGCUGGAAACUGCGCUACAUUAUCAUGAAAUCGCCCGCCGUACAGAAACAGUUCAGAGACGAGCGCCGCAAGCUUGGGCUGCCCGAGAACGAUCCUACGGAGGAGACGUUCGCGGACGUUUGGAACGAUCCCAAGAGGAGGCAGCAGUUGAUUGCACAGCAAGAUCAAGCCUGGGAGAACCUGCGAGAAAAGAUGGAGAAAUGGGAUGAGCAUGUCAAAAGACAAUGGGAUGCUUCGGAUUUCUCGUGGGACGAAGAGACCAACAGCCAGUGGAGUGAAUCGGAUCAGCCGAGCUACGUGGGGAAGGACAAGCAAGGUGGUACGCUACGGACCACACUACCGAGCCAGUUGACGUUGCCGACGGUGGUUGAGGAAGAGAGAGCUGUGAAGAUAAGGGGAGCUUACCAGCCGCGGCGCAAGCUGCGCAGCGAGUCCACCUCGCCGAAGCUGCUCGAGGAAGGAGUUGCAGAUGAAGUAGAACUCGAAGAGCAAGAGGCCGAGGUGGAAGAGAUGGAGCCCGAGCCCGCUACCCAAGAGAGGCACCCGGAAGAAGUCCCGGAACGUGUACGUUGA